Molecule: messenger RNA, 2016 nt
Organism: Alosa alosa (allis shad)
Lineage: Eukaryota; Metazoa; Chordata; Actinopteri; Clupeiformes; Clupeidae
Gene: acsf3
Product: acyl-CoA synthetase family member 3
Exons: 10
Coding region: 124-1908 (594 amino acids)
Biological process (GO): fatty acid metabolic process
Molecular function (GO): medium-chain fatty acid-CoA ligase activity
Source: RefSeq, a predicted model, not a curated record
AUGAGUUGACGGGCAGAACGUGUAACCAUGUGUCUGUUUCUACACGGAAGGAAAUGGUGAUGUACCGUUCACAACGUGACUUUAGUAUGGGUCCACUAUAAUGGUGAGCUGACAGGCGUGUGAAUGAGCCUCAUCUUUUUACCGUUAUUCACUAUGUUGCCAUUGCCAUUGACCUCACUCGUGGGUAAUAGACAUUGUCUGGCAAGAAGAGGGUGCUCAAGCAGAUGGAUGCUUUGUGACAUAAUGCGAUGGAGGGCGUUUGUGACUUCAGGAGUCCGGCAGGCCUCUACCACGCCAGGAGGUAAAGUCACCCCUGUGUUCUCCCGAGCCUUGGGGUUCAGAGACAAGACCGCCAUAGUGGACAGCAGUGGUAGUCAUACUUACAGAGACCUUUAUGCCAGAAGCCGAGGGUUGGCUGGCCGCAUCGCUCGGACCCUGGGCUGUGAGUCCGGAGAUAUCGGUGGCCAGCGAAUAUCAUUUCUAUGUGCCAACGACGCCUCUUACAGCGUGGCGCAGUGGGCGUCCUGGAUGUGCGGGGGCACGGCGGUGCCCCUGUACCGCAAGCACCCACCCUCAGAGCUGGAGUACAUAACCACCAACUCCCAAAGUUCCCUCCUCGUAGCGGGUCAUCCGUACGUCGACACCCUGGAGCCUCUGGCUCGCAAUCUGGGCCUCCCAUGCCUUCAGCUGCCAUCCACCCUCGACCUGCCUGCCCUGGAGACGGCAGACACAGAAGGACUCGUGGGUGACCUGGCGGAAACUGACUGGGAUGAGAGGCCCGCCAUGAUCAUCUACACCAGCGGGACGACAGGCAGGCCUAAAGGAGUCCUGCACAGCCACAGCAGCAUACAGGCCAUGGUCCAGUGUCUGGUGUCGGAAUGGGCAUGGUCCGAAGACGAUGUCAUCCUCCACACCCUGCCUCUUCAUCAUGUCCACGGCAUCGUCAACAAGCUACUGUGUCCACUCUCCGUGGGGGCCACCUGCCUCAUGCUGCCCGAGUUCCACCCUCAGAAGGUGUGGGAGUGCCUGCUGAGCUCCAAGGCCCCCAUGGUGAACGUGUUCAUGGCUGUGCCCACUGUCUACUCCAAACUCAUCCAGCACUUUGAGCAGCACUUCAGCCAGCCACGUGUCAGGGACUUUGUCAAGGCGGUGUGCAAGGAGCGGAUCAGACUGAUGGUCUCUGGCUCUGCAGCUCUUCCUCAGCCGAUUCUGAAGCGCUGGGAGGAGAUCACAGGCCAUGUGCUGCUGGAGCGCUAUGGCAUGACUGAGAUUGGCAUGGCCCUCUCCAACCCUCUCAGGGGGCAUCGCACGCCAGGGGCUGUGGGAGCACCUCUUCCAGGGGUGGAGGUGCGCAUUGUCAUGACCAACUCUACCAACACCACUAUAGCAGAAGGCAACAGCAAGGAGACUCGGGUGCGCCCGGGGCUGGAGGGUAAAGAGGGGGAGCUGAUGGUGCGUGGUCCGUCCGUCUUCAGGGAAUACUGGAACAAACCUCAGGAGACCGCCGAGGCCUUCACCGACGAUGGCUGGUUCAAGACCGGUGACACGGCGGUGUACAGGGAUGGGGUGUACUGGAUAAUGGGCCGCACGUCGGUGGAUAUCAUCAAGAGUGGCGGCUACAAGAUCAGCGCCCUGGAGGUUGAGAGGCACCUGCUGGCCCACCCACACAUCACAGACGUGGCGGUGAUCGGGGUGCGGGACGCCACGUGGGGUCAGAAGGUGACCGCGGUGGUGCAGCUCCAGAGAGGGGCCAGUCUCAGUCUGGCGGAGCUCAAGGCCUGGGCCAGAGAACACAUGGCGCCGUACACCAUCCCCACUGGCCUGGUGGUGGUGGAGGAGAUGCCCCGCAACCAGAUGGGCAAGGUCAACAAGAAGGACUUGCUCAAGCAGUUCUCCCCAAGCCUCUGACCCUACUGCCAGCACCACCACCACCACCACCACCACCCCCCAACACCCACCACCACCACCACCCCCAAACACCCAACACCACCACCCCCCAACACCCAACACCACCAC